Messenger RNA from Trichosporon asahii var. asahii CBS 2479, 699 nucleotides. Its product is annotated as cytoplasm protein. The record is from RefSeq and is a predicted model, not a curated record. Gene Ontology annotation, cellular component: cytoplasm. Gene Ontology annotation, molecular function: inositol diphosphate tetrakisphosphate diphosphatase activity; phosphatase activity. The transcript is spliced from 4 exons. Lineage: Eukaryota; Fungi; Basidiomycota; Tremellomycetes; Trichosporonales; Trichosporonaceae. Bases 1 to 699 code for a protein of 232 amino acids.
AUGACGACCCUUCCUCCUUCCCUCCGGCCGACAGCCGUCGCUUCUCUGACGCCGCCACCAGUCCUGGUCCCUCCCAUCAACUUUGCCCUCGUGGCUCCCGGCGUGUAUCGGUCUGGGCAUCCCAACCGAAGAAACUUCGGAUUUCUGCAGAGGCUCGGCCUGAAGACGGUGCUUCACGGCGAGGGCGAGGCGUCCGUAACAUGUCCGAGUCUGCGGGAAAGCGUUGCGGAGCAUGCGGUGUCGAUGAUGUGCAUGCCCGUCCGACAGGCUGGACAGGCUGGAGCGAGGCGCACCUAUGUGGCGAGGUCCGAUGAGUAUCGGCCAGACGGCGCCGACUUCGUCUCACAGCAUAACCUUAACUUGCACCACAUUGACCUGUCCGACGACGAGGAGCUGUUCACGCCCUCAGGGAAGAAGAGGAUGUAUGAGGCGCUCCAGAUCGUGCUCGACACCCGCAACUAUCCUAUUCUUGUUCAUGACGACACCGGAAAAGCGGCCGUCACAUUACUCUGCGCCCUGGCCCGCUGCUACCAGAACUGGGCGUUGACGGCCGUGUUCCGGGAAGGCGACAUGUUCGCCGGCGCCGGAGGCAGCGACGAUUCUGGACUAGGGAACGCAGGCAAGGAGUUCAUCGCGACCUUUGAUCCUAGGAGCGUGCCUUUAGAUCCAGAGUAUCUCCCAGACUGGGCAGAGAUGUGA